CAAUGACGAGGGGAUCCGAGAAUGACGCAAAGACGUACGGGCACGCGCCCCUUCCGUUGUUGUUGAAGGAUCGUCGGGGACAGAGAAGCCGAGAGCCAGAGAAGGAUUCUUGGUGAUCCUCAUUGGUUUUUGAAAUUUCAGUUGCACAGUUGAAUACUCGCGGCUGAAGAACAGGAUGAAACCCACGAUUUGGCUGCCGGGAAUUAUUGGAAUUCUUUUUGGAUUGAACCUUGGAGCCUUGGGCCAGGUUACAUCCGCCCCAAGUUCUGGUUGCACUGCUUCCAGCAACAACAAUUGCGAACAAUGUCUGAGGAAUGUUUCGUGUCUGUGGUGUAACACCAACAAUAAAUGUGUUGACUACCCAGUGAGGACAAUCCUGCCACCCAAGUCUUUGUGUCAUCUGUCUGAUGCACGAUGGGGAGUCUGCUGGGUGAACUUUGAAGCUUUGAUCAUUGCCAUGUCGGUGGUUGGGGGAGUUCUAAUCUUGUCACUGUGUAUCUGCUGCUAUUGCUGCUGCAGGAGUCGAAAGCGCAAGCAACUGAAUGUGAUAGAUCAGAAAAUGGAAAGAGAAAGAGAGCAGAGGAGAAUGCGGCAAGAAGAAAGGAAAAGUGAAAUGAAAGUCAGGCAUGAUGAAAUCAGGAAGAAAUAUGGCCUAUUCAAGGAGCCAAAUUCUUACUCCAAAUUUGAAAACAACUAAUGCACACAACUCAGCUCCAGUCCAAAUGAAUCGUAUUCCAAUAGCUCAGUCUUUAAUUAUAUAUAUCGUACUUACUAACCUUCUCCCUCCAAAACCCCAGAGGCAGUGAAAUCAAAUAAUCUAAGCCUCUGGUUUGCUUCUAAUUCUCUGGGGAAGGGGAACGUUUUUUUUUAAAAAAUCUUGUCAAACUGUGGACCAGUUACUGUUUAACCCUGUCUGCAGAAUAACUUCUAAUCCUGUAUCUCAUAGUUACUAGUAUUUACACUGGGAAGACUGGUACCAGCAGUUGAAGCAAGCGUUGAAGAUGGACCAAAUGACUGGCCACUGGGUUUCUAGAUUCCUUCAUCUGAUUUUCCUUAACCAGAAUGAAUUCAAAGUAUUUAAAAAAAAACUCAUUCAAAUAAUUUUAUUUGGAUGUUUCCAGCUGGAUACAUGUCCAAUCCCAGAGCCAAGCCUGUGCCAUCCAGUGUCUUGCUCCUUUAUUCCGUCUCACACUGCACGUGGAUUACUGAGCAGCUUCUGCAGACCGGUGAUGAUCGCAGGUUUGAGAGAAGCCCCUUUAUGCAGCCACUUAUAAACCAAAGAGUGCAAAAAAUGGAAAGUGCUGUAAUUUUCUAUUGGCAGUAUGAGUGAGAGGAAAAAGGGGGCGUGAAUUAUGAACCAAACCCCAGUGCCUUUAUUUUUAAUAGAAUUGUGUAUUUACUUUUGAAGAGGCCAUGUUUAUAAUGUUUUCUAUCUCAUAUUGCACUCUGUAAGACGACCAACAUAUAUUAUUAGUGUCACAUUGCUUUAUUGUGUGUGGGAAAGCUGCAACGAUAAUUUUUUUUAACUGCUGGAACUGUAUUAAAAAUAAAAAAAAAACACAAAAUGGGAA
Molecule: messenger RNA, 1571 nt
Organism: Carcharodon carcharias (great white shark)
Lineage: Eukaryota; Metazoa; Chordata; Chondrichthyes; Lamniformes; Lamnidae
Product: pituitary tumor-transforming gene 1 protein-interacting protein-like
Exons: 8
Coding region: 176-697 (173 amino acids)
Biological process (GO): protein import into nucleus
Cellular component (GO): nucleus; cytoplasm
Source: RefSeq, a predicted model, not a curated record